Messenger RNA from Aspergillus melleus, 964 nucleotides. RefSeq lists its product as uncharacterized. The record is from RefSeq and is a predicted model, not a curated record. The annotation marks the transcript as partial. The transcript is spliced from 3 exons. Gene Ontology annotation, biological process: regulation of DNA-templated transcription. Gene Ontology annotation, molecular function: zinc ion binding; DNA-binding transcription factor activity, RNA polymerase II-specific. Lineage: Eukaryota; Fungi; Ascomycota; Eurotiomycetes; Eurotiales; Aspergillaceae.
AUGUCAAAGCGAAGUCCGGAAUUGCAUUCGAAUUCUAAUCCACGGCAUUCCAAACGAUCCCGCGGCACGACUGCCUGCCAUGCCUGUCGAUCACGCAAGACGCGGUGCGACAACACCAGGCCAAUCUGUGGGUUCUGUAUCGAGCGCCAGAUCCACUGUAUAUAUCCUGACGCGCUUCCAGCAGAGCCUGAAGUGGACCCGACGAGCAAGGCGAUCCUGCAACAACUGAGCCAUAUUACAGCUCUGCUUGAAGACAAAAAGAAUGGCCAUUCUGACCCAGAACUCAAACAACCUUCAUCGGAUUCUGUCAACGAGAUACCUGAAUACUCGCAAUUGUUCUCCUGCGCACCGGAAUCGACCCUCAAAUGGCCUGUCUUCAAAGGCAUUGUGAGCGAUGCCGAUUCCUCCAUACAUUCGAUCUUGCUGGAAUCGCAGAAGGAAGACAACAGGCCUGUAUAUGUGGAGGAAGACCCCGACCGCGUCAAAGAUGACUUUGUCGAGCCCUGCAUCAGUUUUCUAUCCUCCGCCAACCGUCGGAAUCCCAUCGUCGACGCCGAACAACUCAAACGAUCCGCACGCAAGGUAACAGAAGAAGGGCCUGGCUGGGAUGCCUCGUCAUGUCUGGUGCUACUUGCCUGCGCUUUGUCUCAUCUAAGUGACCCCUUUCAAAACAGGGUGAUCUCAGACGGGCCGGACGCGUGUCCGCCAUCCGACAAGCAUGUGGGCGAAGCUUAUUUGAAUGAGGCCAAGAAGCGGUUCGGAAUGCUGCAUACCUCGCUGAUCGACAUUCAAUGUUUCUUCCUAGCGUCACUCUAUGAGAAAUACGCCAUUCGGCCGCUAGAGGCCUGGAUCUGCAUUCAGCAGGCGUCGUCCCGGUUGAAGCUUCGCUUGGCUUCUAGACAAGCACCGCUGGACAGUCAUGAUCGACAUCUGGAGCAGAGGUUGUAUUGGUCAUUGAUAAGAG